UAACCCGUUCUUGAUUAAUCAUGUAAAAGUUUAGAAUAUUCAGUGUUUGGGUCGCAGUUGAAAAUUCUUUUUUUGCAUAUUUUAAAUUAGCUAAAAUUACCUUAGAUCAUACUACAUUGUCGUACAGUGUUGAUUCGGCAUACAAUAGCUCUUUUACAGUAUAAAAACAUCACAAUUCGGAUCAAUGUUUCGUAGUUUCAAUUAAGUGGUACUUUAUUCAGAUAUUGAAUAAGACCUUUCUUCUAAUUAGCCUAAAGAUUACCAAAAAACGACAGACAAGUUUUAGAUAAAAACGGGAAAAACUUUGGGUAGAUUUUCUACCAAUACUGCUACCGAAGCAACACCAGUCUAAUUCGUUAUCAAAAGUACCUGCACUCAUGCGGUAAAGUUGAUAAGAUAUCGCAAAACAGUGUGGAAAACUCUAGUUCUAAUACGCGAACAUUUAACGCUCCACAGUUGUAGAAGCAAGAGCUGGGUGUUGUGUGGUGAAAUUAAAAAAAACUGCUAGCUGGUGAAAGAUACCGCAAAAACCCAGCCAUAAGUGGUGAAAUUUGUGAUAGUUGUUUCCUAAACUGCUGACUAUCAAGUCAAGCAAGAUACAUUUUUCGGUUAAGUGACCUUCAACUUCAAAGGUGUAAAAAUGGCGACCGAACGGAAUGACCUCAAUAUGGGUAUGCGAUGUGUGAAGUACAUGAUAUUCGUCAUCAAUUUCAUGUUUCUGCUCACAGCAAUCCUCCUAGUCACCGUUGGAACAGCAAUCGGAACCAUUUUCGAUGAUUUCGAGUACUUUAUCGAUUCACACUUCUUCUCGCCAGCGCACUUGCUUGUAGCGAUCGGAUUCAUCAUGAUGGUCGUUUCAAUCUUCGGCUGCGUCGGAGCCGUUAAGGAGAGUACCGCGAUGAUCAAUAUCUACGGCGUCAUGUUGGCCUUAGUUUUUAUACUGGAAGUAGCUGCUGCCAUUUCUGCAUUCGUUCUUCGCGGACAGGUUGAAGAAAUGGUUCGUCGAACCAUCAACGAAUCAAUGGCUAGCUACAAAACGAAUACGAAUGUCCAACAAUCGGUUGAUUUCAUGCAGCGUGUGCUCGAGUGCUGCGGAGUGGAAAGCUAUGAAGACUGGGCGUUCUUCAUGCCAAUCCCGACCAACCCGGAGGACAUAGAGCUCCCCGAAUCGUGCUGUCUGCCAUCCACGAUGGAGGAAAAAUGCGUUCCCUACGAUUACGGUUGCUACUCUCGACUGGGCUGGGUCGUGUCCCAGAGUGCCGGAUUGAUUGCUACAGGAGCUACCACCGUAGCUUUCGUGCAGAUUCUGGGCAGUAUCUGUGCCUUCAUGUUGGCUCGAACGAUUCGGCGUACGAAAUCGCUACGAGCGGCACGUCGCUGGCAGCUGCAGCAGAGCUUGGGCAUUAUGGCCAAACCGCACGAUCCACCCUACACGCAGAUGGAGAAAUCGGAGAAGAAUGCCGACUCGGAAAUGUAUUUGCCGAACAGCCCCAGUGUUAAUUAAAAUAUGGAAAUUUGAUGGAUGAUUAGCUAAUAUACGAACUAAUUAUGCAACAAAUACAUUAAUGUGAUUGUAUUUCAUACCAGUUGUAAUGGAUAUACUUAAAUAAAAAAUUUAAUUGGAUUGUUA
Topomyia yanbarensis is the source of this 1630-nucleotide messenger RNA. Its product is annotated as CD63 antigen. The transcript has 4 exons. Gene Ontology annotation, cellular component: membrane. The coding region runs from base 641 to 1504 and encodes 287 amino acids. The record is from RefSeq and is a predicted model, not a curated record. NCBI's taxonomy places the organism in Eukaryota, Metazoa, Arthropoda, Insecta, Diptera, Culicidae.